AUGGACUCUUUAUCCUCGAGAUCUACGGUGCAGCAGUUGGCCACAGCUUUGCAACUCUCGAUUCCGGCAUCGGCAGUAGCUCUCGGUGAUUUGACUUUGCUUUCUUUUGGCCUUGGCACCGUGAACUUGGAAGGUCUCGAUGCUGUGGGUGCAGGCUCACAAGAUAUGUACUUUACCGUCAGUGGCCUCAGAUUCCUCUGCGAGUACUUUGCAUUCCUCGUGGGCGGAGACCUUCCCUCCCAAGCUCUCCACCGAAACGAUGAUUCCAACUUUCCGAGUGCGCGUUUGCUUUCCCUCGCUUACAGGCUGAAAGGCACGUCGGACUGGAAGUUCAUUUCCUGGAAACACAGACUUUCCAAACAACAAGAAGAGGAUUACAACUCGGCUCGGCCCAGGAAGUUGGCAAGAUUUGAGAACUUUACCGACGUUCUUUACGACGACGUGCCCUCGCGUAAUGUUGCGGAGAAUAUGGGACUAUAUGGGAUAAGCAAUUUACUUUCCACACAUUCCAACGCCCUCGCGCUUGCGGACGUUGCUCAUCUUGCUACUUUACGUUCCUAUGAGCGCAAGUUCUUGAAACAUGUUCAGGCGAGAACAGACCCAACUUUGCGUCCGCCAAACGCACAGGAGUGCGAAGCAGCAGAUCGUCGAUGUUGGGAGGUCGUCGGUCAGCUCAGGCAGGAGGGCUGGUCGGUCGAUGAUGCUUUGCAUGAGUUCACGGAUGUUCGUGCUGAGUUGGUCGCUUUACUUGCUCCCCGUCUUGCUCCUUUCAAGGGCAAGAAAGGCGACGGCAAAGGCAAGGAACUUUGGAAGGGCCAACCCCAUAAAGGUAAUGGGAAGGCCAAUGGAGGCAAAGGAGGUGCCGGUACAGGAAAGGGGAAAUCCACCUUUACCAAAGGCACACAUGCCUUCGAGUGGGCAAGUAAAGCGAAGAUCAAUGGCGAGCAGAAGGCUCUUGAGGGGGACCGGGUCUUGAUGAUGCAGGCAGGGAAGGCCUGGUUCCAGUUACUUUGCCUGCAGAUGCUCCAGGAGAUGCUCCUUUUCCACAGCUUUUUCCUGGACAUCAACGGGGGGGCUCGUCGCCCUCUCUCGGCAGCUUUUCUGGGGGCUGGCUGUGAGCGCUUGAACUUGCAACGCCUACGCUUGGGUGAGUCAAGCUUGCAUUUCGUCAUCGGCUGUCUGAGCCUUUGA
Molecule: messenger RNA, 1191 nt
Organism: Symbiodinium sp. CCMP2592
Lineage: Eukaryota; Dinophyceae; Suessiales; Symbiodiniaceae
Source: the annotation of a GenBank genome assembly